Molecule: messenger RNA, 669 nt
Organism: Fraxinus pennsylvanica
Lineage: Eukaryota; Viridiplantae; Streptophyta; Magnoliopsida; Lamiales; Oleaceae
Source: the annotation of a GenBank genome assembly
AUGCAUACACAGAACAUACUCAGUGAGGCCCCUAAUUUAUCCAUGGCGGGCCUUCAAACCAACGAGUUUGACACUUUUUGUUCUCAAUCUAGCAAGAAAAGAAAUCACGAGCCAACUGAAAUUGAAGAAGAAGCAGCACUUGCCCUCUUGAUGCUAUCUCAGGACAAUCGGAGUUGGCACACUGGUCCAACCACCAUUGCCGCCACCGCCGCUGAACUCAUAGAAGAUGUACUAAACCCCGCCUCCGCCGCAGUCACUACCACUAGAGAAAGAACAGGCGCUUUAGCCUCAGCCGGCGCUGACAAGAAAUCAAUAGAACCCUUUUCUCCUACUAUUAUCGCUUCUCCGCUGGACCAGAAUAGGUCGUACAUUUGUAGCGUGUGCGGCAACUCCUUUUCGUCAUACCAAGCACUCGGCGGCCAUAAAACCAGACACCGUGAUCGGUCUCAAUUCGCCCCCACUACUGCAAUCACCAACACCACUAAUAUCUCUUAUCUCAACCCAAGCUGUAGGAUUCACAAAUGCAACGUCUGUAACAAGACUUUUACCACUAACCAAGCUUUGGGUGGCCACAUGCGGAAGCACUAUGAAGAGCGUGAUAAAGGGCGGCAAGAAAACCAGUGUGAUCAUAUCCAAAGGUGGUUAUUCCCGCCGAUGCAGCAGCAAUAG